Molecule: messenger RNA, 1125 nt
Organism: Salvia hispanica
Lineage: Eukaryota; Viridiplantae; Streptophyta; Magnoliopsida; Lamiales; Lamiaceae
Source: RefSeq, a predicted model, not a curated record
ACCCUUGUUGAAAAAUGAAAAUGGAUUCGGUUGUAAAACCGUCAAUAUAUUCCCUCUCUCCAAACCCCUCUCCCUCUCUCUUUCCAAACACACCCAUACUCGGAAAGAGGGAGAAGAUAGAACCCCACCUAAACAGGAAAUUACAUGCAAAACCACAUUUUUUUUCUGUAAAAUACUUAGGGUUUUAACAUAUUGGGUUGUCUGUGUUCUUUUACCCCUUUCAUGAAUUGCAAUCCAUGUUGCUGCAAUUUCAUGGUGGAUGAAUGGAUUUUGAGGUUUCUGCGGCCGAUUGUUUGGUAGCCCUAUUAGCAACUGUUUUCUGUGGUAUUCCGGAGGGUCAAGUUAGGACUGAGCUGUUCCAAUUUGCGCGGAAAUUGGUGGUGUGGAAAUGGCUGUGCAGGUGAAUGAAGGUGCGACUGAAAAUGGUGGUGUGGAGAGACAGUCGGGGGAGUCGAUGAUGGAGCAACUGAUGCCUGAGAUCACUUCGCAUGCCCUGAGUUACUUGGAUUAUCGGAGCCUCUGUUGUCUCUCCAUGACAAAUUCGCACAUGCGCAAUGCUGCCAAUGAUGACUAUGCCUGGAAGGCGCUUUACCGUAAGGAUUUCACUUCGGAACAAGACAGUGUAACCCCACCUAAUGGGUGGAAAGCAUAUUAUGCUGCUACAAGAGCUGUUGUUACGACAAAUGCUGAAUUUUUUAGGAGGGUCAGGGAAAGAAUGGUUCAAGUGAUGGGGAGCAGGCAGAUAUUACUUGGCAGGGAGGAUGUGGCUGCUUUCCGGAUACAAGAUGUGAGGGUUCGUGUAUUGUCAAAUGUGGCUUGGCUGACGAUGAAAGUGUAUCUUGAGAACGUACCUGGUCUGUUCAAUAUGACGAAUAUAUAUGAAUUGCGCGAUGGAAGAUGGAACAUGGUGCACUACCACUCCUCGGAUUUAGUGUGGAUUGGAGGAGGUGGGCAUGGCCAUGGGCAACAACCUGUGCAUGUGUAGAGGAAGUAGAAUUAAUUCAUCAUAGUUGAAAGAAAGAUGUAUUAGGGGGAUUUUAUGAGCUACUAGUAUUUUUUUCUUCCCCUCUCUUUGAAUUCUCGGCUGAUUUUAUGACAAAAUGCAUGCACAGAGCAACUUUUCUU